Messenger RNA from Pocillopora damicornis (cauliflower coral), 1844 nucleotides. Its product is annotated as ATP-binding cassette sub-family C member 4. NCBI's taxonomy places the organism in Eukaryota, Metazoa, Cnidaria, Anthozoa, Scleractinia, Pocilloporidae. Gene Ontology annotation, cellular component: membrane. Gene Ontology annotation, molecular function: ATP binding; ATP hydrolysis activity; ABC-type transporter activity. The record is from RefSeq and is a predicted model, not a curated record. Gene Ontology annotation, biological process: transmembrane transport.
UAAUCCUUUUCUCUUUAAUAGCCCAAGGGAUGUUGGUUGCUCCCGAUGUGUGGCUCUCGUUCUUGACAAAGCAACUCCCUCAAGAUCAGAAAGAUCAAUCAAACUUAGUUAUCUAUGGAUGUCUUGCUGUUGUAUCCCUCAUGUUUAUAUUGACAAGAACAUAUGUAUUACUCUCCUGCUUUUUGCGAUGCUCUGAGCGUCUUCAUGACAAGAUGGUCGUUGGCACUUUACAAGCUCCUGUUUUAUUCUUUGAUUCGAAUUCCGUGGGAAGAAUCCUUAAUCGAUUUUCGAAAGAUAUCGGCUGGUUGGACGAGCAGUUACCAAGGAAAUUUCAACUAGCGAUCGACUCAACCUUAAAUGUGCUUGCAUCACUAAUUGUCCCAGCUGUUAUGAAUCCUUGGCUUAUUUUCAUACUUAUACCGUUGAUUUCGGUUGCAAUAUACCUGUCCACGUAUUAUUUGAAGACAUCCAGGGAACUUAAGAGGUUAGCGUCCAUAAGUCGUAGUCCAGUAUUCUCUCACAUUUCGGAGACCCUUGAUGGACUGGAGACGAUUCGGACCAGAGAGCGACAAAGUGAUUUUGUGGAUCAGUUUUACAGACAUCAUGAUGUUCUGAAUCAAGCAAACAUCUUGGUAAUGGCCGGUGGGAAAUGGAUCAGUGUGCGAUUUGAAAUUCUUGCAUCCUUAUUUGUUGGUGCAGUGGCUUUCUCAGCUGUUAUUAUGUCUCAAGAUGCCGGUGAGUUUACCAAGCUUGAAUGUGAGCCAGGAUACAUGAUCGAACGACGACCCCUGGAAAACUGGCCAAAUGAAGGAAAUAUCAUAUUCAAAGAAGUAUCCUUGAGAUAUUAUCCGGGAGGACCACAAGUGUUGAAGAAUAUCAAACUCAAUAUCAAAGGAGGAACAAAGAUCGGUGUCGCUGGCCGUACUGGUGCUGGAAAGUCAUCUUUUGUGGCAGCUCUAAUGCGCAUGCCUGAAUCGUGUGAUGAAAUAGUCAUUGAUGGAAUUCCAGUGAAGGAAAUCAACCUCCAGGAAACUCGACGAUGUAUAUCUGUCCUUGGUCAAAGUCCAGUACUGUUUAAUGGAUCACUGAGGAAAAAUCUGGAUCUUGUUGAGCAGUUUACAGAUGCAGAUUUAUGGCAAGUUCUACAAGAUGUGCAACUGAAAGAAUCAGUGAAAAGUCUUCACGGGCAACUUGAUCACGAACUGUUGGAAAAUGGUGCAAAUAUCAGUGUUGGAGAACGACAGUUGAUUUGUUUGGCUCGUGUGCUGUUGCAACGAAACAAGAUCAUCGUCUUGGAUGAGCCUACUGCAAAUGUAGAUCCAGAAACAGAAAAAACAAUCUUGGGCGUAGUGCGUGAAAAACUGAGAGACUCUACGGUCAUCACUAUAGCUCAUCGAUUGAACACCAUCAAAGACUGUGAUAAAAUUUUACUUUUCAAACGUGGAACGGUAGCAGAGUUCGACAAAUUUGACACUUUGGUGAACACAGAAGAAAGUGAGUUGCGUGAAAUGGCGCGAAUUGCAAGUUCCAAAACAACGUAACUUCAAAUAGCCUGUUAACUAUUUCUCAGCCACUUUCUGUAAUUCCUUUAUUAGCUAUCUUAUGUAAGCACGUUUUGUUCACAAUAUACUGAACUUUGCCAGCUGGUUUUUAUAUUUUAAUUAUUUGUGGCUCGUGCUACUUUACCAUAAAGAAGUGUUCCUCACUGUUUGUCACGUUGAUUCGUAUCAGAAAGAUCGCUGUUUCAGUAUACUUGUCGACCAGUGUCAAGAGAGCUAUAGUAGCAGCUGGAAUAUUCCUUUAGAACUUUUUUUUAUCCUCAUUGAAGUAUUUUCUGUAUCGUA